AUGGCAAGAGGAAAGGGCCAAAAGUACGCCAAAGAGAAGAGAGGAAAGUACAAGCGAGAUCAUGACUUCGUCGAUUACUCUAGUAAUGACGAUGGUUUAUACGAAGAUGAUCACAUCUCUAUAGCUUCAUCAUCAGCUCCAUCAGCAUCAUCCGAUGACGAGCAAGACAAGGACAGCCAUAAAGAAGAGGAUUUCAUCUCAUUGAAUACAGAAGUCGACAAUCGCAGUAGACAGCAGCGACGCAGCGAUGAACGAGCUGGAAUGAAACGCAAAAGAGGCGACGACAAUGACGCUGAUGAUUACGACGACUCGCUUCUAUGCUAUCCCUGGAUGGAUUUGAUGGGCUCCAAUCGACUGAGACAGCCACUCUCUGCUAUUCGACUACUGCAACGUGAAGUAACAUGCUUUGUGCAAUACGUGGAACCGACAAGGAUAGAAAUCAAACUAAGAGAAUACCUGGUACACCGCAUACGAACCUCAGUACAAGCAAAAUGGCCAUCUGCUACAGUAUCUGUCUUUGGCAGUUUCUCCACAACCUUAUAUUUACCCAACAGUGAUAUUGAUCUUGUCGUUCAAUUCCCUCCCUCCACGCAACUACGACUUCGAAAUCUUGCCAGCACGCUUGUGCAAGAUGAUAUCUGCCGUGAUCCACAAGUCAUUGAACACGCAACCGUCCCAGUUAUCAAAUUUGCAGAUACCAUGACCAACCUCAAAGUUGACAUCGUUUUGAAUUCAACAUCUGGCUUGGACAGCGCAGAGGAGAUCAAUGAUAUGAUUGCAAAGUAUCCUGGACUGCGACCUAUAUCACUGAUCGUAAAGCACUUGUUGGCGCUGCGUGGACAUAAUGAGGUAUUCACAGGCGGUUUGGGUGGAUAUGCCAUUGUUUGCCUGGUAGUCAGCUUUUUACAGAUGCAUCCAAAAGUAGCUUCAGGCACUAUUGAUCCAAUGCAGAAUAUUGGUGUGCUACUGUUGGACUUUUUUCAGCUGUAUGGACUCAAUUUCAACUUGGACGAGACAGGUCUUGAUGUGCGAGGAGAAGGAAGUUAUUAUGAUAAGUCUGGCAUUUCUUGUAGAAAUGGUAGAGCCGUGUUCUCCAUCAAAGAUCCAUUAGACCCAUCCAACGAUAUUGGCAUGAAAUCAUACAACUCAUCACUCGUGAUCCGAGCCUUCAAAUACGCCUACUUAUCAAUGACAGACAAAGCAUUUGCAAUGGAAACAGAGCUACGAAAAAACAAGUACAAGAAGCUAAACGACAAGACGCUAGAGAACCACAAGAGAGCAUCUAUCCUUAGUUCUUUUCUCUAUAUAUCCACUGAUUUCAUGAAGCAGAGACAACUGAUGAACGAUGUGUAUGACGAAAAGCGAUGGGAAGGACAGGCGGCUGCAAAGACAUUCUCGUUUGAAUAA
Molecule: messenger RNA, 1407 nt
Organism: Mucor velutinosus
Lineage: Eukaryota; Fungi; Mucoromycota; Mucoromycetes; Mucorales; Mucoraceae
Exons: 4
Coding region: 1-1407 (468 amino acids)
Biological process (GO): RNA 3'-end processing
Cellular component (GO): nucleolus; TRAMP complex
Molecular function (GO): poly(A) RNA polymerase activity; mRNA binding
Source: RefSeq, a predicted model, not a curated record